AGUGUGUGUCUUAUCGCAGGGAUCCAUCCAGUGUUUUUGUGAGUCUGUUUGUGUGUGUGUGUGUUUCCUGCUAUUCUUCUGCCUGUUGGUUCUCACACACACACACACACUGCAGUCUGAAGUAUGCAACUUCACACACUCUGUGUCAGAUGGAGUCAGAUCUGGUUCUAGUUUUGAGACCAGACUUGGUUUUUGUCCUUUCUAUAUCACCACAAGUUUUAGACCUGGUUCUGGGUUUGAUUUGGAUUUUUCUGGAUCUAAAUUUCACCUGGAUACGGUCAUGUGAAGUCUACAUCUGGAUCAGAUCUGGUUUUAGACCCAGUCCUGUUUUAGAUCUGGACCUGGAUCACAUGUUGACAGAUCUGCAGGAUUAGAACCAGAGACCUUAUGAUGCACACGAUCCACCGUCUGUGUCGAAUCUGCAUCGGACAGAACCUUCCUCAGGUGACCAUCGUCCGAGGAUCAGAUGGAUUUGGAUUCACAAUCUGCUCCGACUGUCCAGUUAGAGUCCAGGCUGUCGAUCCUGGAGGUCCGGCUCAUCGGUCUGGACUCCGUCAGGGAGACUUGGUCCUGCAGCUGAACGGACUUCCUGUGGAAACCUGGAAGUGUGUGGAGCUCGCCCACACCAUCAGGACUUGUCCGUCUCAGAUAGUGUUGGUUGUGUGGAGAGGUUUACCUGACCUCAUGGCAGGAAGUGAAGCUUUGCUCGGCCGACGGACACACAACACCACGACAGGCAUGUUGCCUGACCCCGCCCACAGGAAACAGGAUCGCAGACCGGCUCAGAACUCCGUGGUCCGCGCCAGUCUUGCGGCUCUGGGUUCUCUGUGGAGGGACAGGAAGCACGAGAAUGAGGAGGAAGAACAGGAAGUGACUGAGUACUCCUGCAGCAACACCACACUAAAGGGCACCCGUGUGACAUCAUCAAAUGGAGACAAUUACAUCAUCCUGUCACCUGUCAAUCCAGGAGCACAGCACCUGCUUCCAGUUUGUCAUGACAGGAACGCGACAAUCAGUCCUUUGUACCGGACUCACCCCAGCAGAGGUCAGAACCUUCUCCAGGACCCUCGACCUGAGUCAUCACAGCAACUGUUCACAAGCCGCACUACCACCCGGGCCCGGCCCCUCUCCUCCUCUUCUUCGGCCACGCCCAAUGAUUAUGGCAACUACCAGAACUGCACCAUCGUCCAAUCACAUCUGCCCUGCUCUUCUUAUGAAAGCUACAUGACACUGGCACCAAAAACCCUCAUCUUCCCCAUCUUUGUCCAGCCUCUUGAUCUGUGCAGCGCUGACAGAACCUUACUGAUGUCAGAGGAAAUCAUUCUACACCAAGCUAGGCUGCUGCCUGCAAAGGUGACAGUGUUGAUCUACAACGACCUGCUGCUGUUAACCAGAGAGGACGAGGUCGGCCGCUGUAACGUCCUGCAGAGUCCAGUGUUCCUGAACACACUGCAGCUCAGAGAGGUGUCGUCAGAGCCCCUCCUCAUCCACCUGGUGCAGUCGUCUCAGACGUGUUUUCGUUUCGCCUUCAUACUCGAGUGUUUCAGCAUCGACCAAAAGAUCAGAGUCCGUCUCUGCCUCCGAGACAACAUCCACCAGCAGCUGGUCAACACAGACAUGUCCACGAGUCACCAGCUCUCGCACCUCCCCUCAGAUUUCAGUCUUCUCUCUCUUCAUCAGUCGGACCUCCUCUAUCGUUCGUCCUCUCCUUUCUCCUCAACUGACCCUCCCCUGCUCCCCCCCUCUUCCCCCUACUUCCCCCUCUGUGACAUCCCCCCCUCCCUCUCUCCCCCCUCCCCCAGCUCCUCCUCCACUCCUCCUCCUCCCUCCUUCACCCCCUCACCUCCCUCCAGGACGAUCAAUGGCCUGCCUCACUCCCCCCCCCUUUCCUUUCCCUCCUCCUCCACCAGGAGUCCAGUGUGGAAGGAGAGAGGGAAAGCGGACGAAGACGAGAGGAGGAAGAGGAGGAGGGAGGAGGACGAAGAUGAGGACGUGGAAGAGCGGCAGCAGGGGGAGGGGGAGAGUGCCUCUGAAACAUCGGAGAGUGUGGGAGGGGGGGGGCUCCUGCUGAGCCCUACCCAACUCUACUCAAGGGAGGAGGAACAAAAUGAGGAGAGAGAUGAAAAAGUAAAGGAGUUGGACUCCGCCCACAGAGCUGCAGUUCUGCGUCGCUCGCUCUCGGAGGGUUCACUGCUGCGGGACCCUCCAUCACCCCACUUCCUAUCGGACAGCGCCAUCCACCAACUCACCUGCCCUUUGACCUCUGACCCCGACCCCCUCCCCAGCUCCCCCUGCACUCUGAGAAAACAGCUGACCAGUGAGGGGGGGACUCUACUGCUGCUCAACAGCAACAAGGACUCUGAGUUCAGGAACCUUCACCUAACGAACAAGACUGAGAGUCUAGAUCCAGAUGUUCGGUGUAAUCGCUCAUUUCUACGGCUUCAAGAAAACUGUACCCGCUUCCAUGGAAACAGCUUGGAGAAAGCUCUUAGAAACAACAGACCAUCUCCAGGGGAAGUGCUGAGGUGGGCAGAGAGUCUGGAGGCUCUGCUGACCAAUCAGUAUGGUCUGGCAGUGUUCCGACACUUCUUGAGGUCAGAGUUCAGCGAGGAAAAUCUGGAUUUCUGGUUGGCUGUAGAGAGAUUCAAAAGGAUACGCCCCCUCAUGGCUGUCAGAGCUAUGAAAAUCUAUGAGGAGUUUAUUUCUACCACUGCAGCAAGACAGGUCAACUUGGACUCAACUGUCAGAGAAUCGACCAAUCAGAGCCUGCUUCUCGGAGUUAACCCCGCCUCCUUCCAGUUGGCCCAGGAUCAGAUUUUUGGUCUAAUGGAGACUGACAGUUACCCACGAUUCCUACAGUCCCUUCUUUAUGCCCAGUUGGCCAAUCAUAGAGGAGCUGGGUUUGUCAGUCAAUCAUGAGAGAAACAGGAAGUGGAUCAAAGUGAAGAGGGAACUGAUCUCAUUCAAAGUUCAGAUCUGAUGAUCUGAUUGGCUGUAAGGUUUUCUAAUAGAGGAAGAAAUCUUUCCAGGUGCAUGAUGGUAACUGUAGGCUGCAUCUUGUUGCUCUGACUUCGAGUUAUUUUUUAGUUGUGAAUAUAAACAUUCAUGUUCCCAGCUGAUGAAUCCUACGGAUGUAUCCUGUAGCCACAUGACCAGAUAGCUGCAGAGCUAAUGGCAUAUUAAAGUUAGCAGUAGAGGAUUAUAUACCAUAUAUAUAUAUUUAGGUCAUCACUAUAUAAUGUCUUCUGUGUAGAGGACUAUAUGCUAUAUAUUUUUCAUAUUCUCUGCAUCGAUUAAUUUUCACAGGAGCAUCACUAACAACAACAUGAAACAACAAUGUAGCUCUUUUAAAGUCCCACACUGAAUUUUAAAUGUUUAUUAUACUCUUAGUAUUAAAACUAAACUCAGUUUAAAACACGUUGAAUUUUUAAAUGUAGAAAUAAACACGUUUGUCUCAGAUGUUCUGCUCUUAUUCACAUUUAUACGAACCUUCUUUACUGCAAUGCAUGAUGGGAUAUGUUACCUGGUGAUUGACUAUAGCGUCCGUUUUCCUAUAAAAGGCCGCUAAGAGGCUUAAGUGGGCUCCAGGCUGUUACGCGUCGUACAAUGAAUCCAAGUCUGGUGAUGAAUAUAGUUUGAGAAUUUUAUUGCUGUAGACCGAAUGACAAUUAAUGAAUGAAAACAUGGUUGUUUGACGACGACGACGACGACGACGACGGUAAACAGAAAAUAUAAUCAGGUGCGCCACUAACCCCCUUUCUCCCCCCCCUCCGCUGAUCUGACUGCCCAGGUAUAUAGAUUAAGCCACACCCAUGUGUCAAUCAAAUGGAAGUGACAUGAUCCAAAACAGUGUGACUAACCUUUCAAAAUAAACAAUAAACAAACAGACCAAAUAUGCAUUUUGGCCCCUACAUUGACUAUCAGUUGUCGAUGAUGCAUUGUGGGAAACAAUGAGUUCCCUGUAUAGGGUACAAAAACUUCACUAAGCAUUUGGACAGAGCUACAAAAUUGCAGAUUCACUAUAUAGAGAUUAAAGUAUCACAUGUUACACAGAGUACCAUAUGUGUGUCCAGAUAGUACAACAUGAGUACACAGAACAACAUGAGAGGACAGAUGGUACCACAUGGUAGUACACAUGUAGUACAUGUGUGCACAGGGUACUACAUGUCACUCAAUCAACCACAUGUUAUUUGUCUCACAGAUGUUCACAAGGAUCAACUUCCUGUUCUUAACUCAACAAGAGUCAAACAGAAACUUAGUGAUCAGUGAAUAAACUCAGUCCCAAGUGAGAAUCCUCUCCCAGGAGUACACAAAGUACUUUGUAUGUGUACAGAGUACUACAUGUGUGCACUCUGUGUUCUAAAUGUGAAUACACAGAGUUAGCAGAUUAUUCAGAUUUAGUCGUGUCUAGUUUUUUAAUAAAAAGAAUAAAUGUGAUAGAUGACUGUCUUCCUGCUUCUUCUUCGUAGGUUUAUUUGUCGCAGAUGUAUGUGUGUGUGCGUGUGUGUCUUUGUGUGUGUCUGCUAAGUGUGUGUGUGACAGUUCAGUUGAAUUUAUCUUUAACCUCUGGACAAUGUCAAGUUAUUUAAAGACUAAAAGACAAAGAGCAUUAUGGGUAAUCACAGUCCUUAUCACAGUAGGGAAUGUUAAUGAUGAGCAACAAGAGCAACACACACAUAGAGACCCCACACACACACUCAAACACACACACACACACACACACACCUACUUAAACAUAAACACACACAUCCUAUGUAUUAACACUUUAAACAUUACAAACUGGUUCUUCUCAUGUAGUGAAUCCUGUUGUUGUGUUGAUGUGUUGUUGUGUUGAUGUGUUCAGUUCCUUCAGCAUGUGUGUGUCCUGGGAGAGGAUCCUCACAUGGGACUGAGCUUCAUCACUGAUCACUAAGUUUCUGUUUGACUCGUGUUGAGUUAAGAACAGGAAGUUGAUCCUUGUUAACAUCUAUGAGACAAACUGGGAAUAUGAGACAAACUGGGAAUAUGAGACAAACUGGGAUUGCUGAAUAUGGACUUUACAACUAAAACGUGAUAAUUGAUUGAUGUUAUGUUCUGGCAGUUUGUUGCAAUAGUAACAGAGUCAGAGUUAAACUUAUCAAAGACUUUUGAUUAAACCUGAAUUCUGGUUCAAACUGG
Molecule: messenger RNA, 5157 nt
Organism: Pleuronectes platessa (European plaice)
Lineage: Eukaryota; Metazoa; Chordata; Actinopteri; Pleuronectiformes; Pleuronectidae
Product: regulator of G-protein signaling 3
Exons: 17
Coding region: 388-2919 (843 amino acids)
Biological process (GO): signal transduction
Cellular component (GO): plasma membrane; nucleus
Molecular function (GO): protein binding
Source: RefSeq, a predicted model, not a curated record